Messenger RNA from Heterostelium album PN500, 1773 nucleotides. RefSeq names its product S53 family peptidase. Bases 1 to 1773 code for a protein of 590 amino acids. Gene Ontology annotation, molecular function: tripeptidyl-peptidase activity; serine-type endopeptidase activity. The record is from RefSeq and is a predicted model, not a curated record. Gene Ontology annotation, biological process: proteolysis. The transcript is spliced from 2 exons. Lineage: Eukaryota; Evosea; Eumycetozoa; Acytosteliales; Acytosteliaceae.
AUGAGAAUAGUAUUCCUCUUGGCUGUCAUUGCCAUUUGCUUGGCUGCACCAGCUCUUUCUACCUCACCAUCAUACAGAGAUCACUCACUCUGGACUAAAACCACCAGAGCCAACCCACAUGAAGUCAUCAACUUCCGUGUUGCCUUGAAGCAAAACAACAUCGAUGUCUUGGAAUCCGUCCUCCUCGACGUCUCCAACCCAAAAUCACACAACUACGGUAAGCACUGGUCUAUUGAACGUAUCUUGGACUUGAUUGCCCCAGAAGCUCAUUUGUCAACUGAAGUCGUCUUGUUCCUUGAGAUGCACGGUGCCUUCAACGUUGAGAACCACCGUGAUUACAUCAAGGCCUCAGCCCGUGUUGAGGACAUUGAAGCCAUCUUCAAGGUUAACAUGUUCAACUACAAGCACGUCUCCCGUCCAGACCGUAUUGUCCGUUCCGGUGCUGUCUACACCAUCCCAUCUCAAUUCCGUGACCUCAUCCAUAUGGUUACCGGUAUCUCUGAGUUGCCACACGUCAAGGCUCAACCAGCCCCACGUAAGUUGAAGGUCGGUGCUGCUGAUUCUGGUAUUGUUAUUCCACAAACCAUCCAAAACCUCUACGGUAUCCCAACUGGUUACAAUAACAACAAGAAUACUUCCCUCUGUUUGGCUGAAUUCCAAGAUGAUCAAUCAUUCAACAAGAAGGAUCUCAACGUCUUUGCCACCAAGACUGCCACCCCACUCAUCACCGUCACCAACAUUGUUGGUCCAUACUCUGGUUCUGACCCAGAUUUAGAAUCAACUCUUGAUGUCCAAUACGGUGGUGCCAUCGCUGAAACCGCCAACGUCUGGUUCUGGACCGUCGAAGGUUGGAUGUACGAGUUCGCCUCUGAUUUCUUCGGUACCAAGGUUGUCCCAUACGUUGUCUCCAUGUCAUGGGGAUGGCCAGAGACCCUCCAAUGCCAAUCUGGUGUCGGUAACUGUCAAAACGGUGAAACCGCUGAACAAUACGUUCAACGUGUCAACGCUGAAUUCAUCAAGAUCGGUCUCCGUGGUGUCACUUUGUUGGCUGCCUCUGGUGAUCAAGGUGCCCCAGGAGAUGGUGAUCCCGAAUGUGGAAACAAGAAGAAGCCACUCUCAACCAUCUUCCCAGGUGCUUCCCCAUACGUCACCUCUGUCGGUGCCACUAUGUUGCAAGCUCCAUCCGCCGCCGAUAAGCGUGCUGCCAAGAAGAACGUUGGUGCCAACCCACCAAUUUGCACUGGUACCCCAUGUGCUACCUCAACCACUGAAAUCGUCUGUACCUACCCAGAUGCUUUGAUCACUACCGGUGGUGGUUUCUCUGAUUACUCACCAGUCCCAGAGUGGCAACAAGCUCAAGUCUCUGCUUACUUGUCAUCCGGUGUUCCAUUACCAGCCUCCCAAUACUUCAACUCAACCAACCGUGGUUUCCCAGAUGUCUCUGCCCUCGGUCACAACUACGCUAUCAUUGCCUCCUCUCAAAUUGAACAAGUCGAUGGUACCUCAUGUUCAUCACCAGUCUUUGGUGCUGUUGUUGCCCUCCUCAACUCAUACCGUUUGAACAACAACAAGCCAACCCUCGGUUUCAUCAACCCACUCCUCUACUCUGCUCCAUCAUCUGCUUUCACUGAUAUCACUGCUGGUGACAACAAAUGUACCGAAUCAUGUUGCUCCAAGUUUGGUUUCACCGCCACCAAGGGAUGGGAUCCAGUCACUGGUCUCGGAACUCCAGUCUUCAAGAACUUGUUGGCCUACGUCCAAACCUUGAACUAA